This is a messenger RNA of Arabidopsis arenosa, 432 nucleotides long. The record is from the annotation of a GenBank genome assembly. Lineage: Eukaryota; Viridiplantae; Streptophyta; Magnoliopsida; Brassicales; Brassicaceae.
UAGAAAAUACUGAAUACUGACCUGAAAAAUGGUGUCCCAAAGGUUUUCCUUGACUCUACUUUUUCUCUUGGCAACCUUAAUCACAGUUGCUAAUGGAAACGACAAUAGAAAGCUAUUGACAUCUCACAAAUAUUCUCCUCCUCCGCCCCCGGUUUAUCCACCUCCCGUUACCCCUUCUCCUCCUCCUCCUCCUCCUCCUCGACCUCAAGCCGCUGCUUACUACAAGAGAUCUCCACCGCCGCCACCACCGUCUAAAUAUGGAAGAGUGUAUCCACCACCUCCUCCCGGAAAAUCUUGGUUGUGGUUCUUGAAGCUCUAAGAAGCAUGCAAGCGGCUCAGGAGAAGACAUUUUCUUUUUCUACCAUAUAUAUAGAUAUAUAUUAUUCACUGAUUAUCUGAAAGAAGUUUGCCUAAUUAAGAGUGUAUUAGCGU